This is a messenger RNA of Populus trichocarpa (black cottonwood), 1580 nucleotides long. RefSeq names its product transcription factor RAX3. The coding region runs from base 360 to 1421 and encodes 353 amino acids. The transcript has 3 exons. The record is from RefSeq and is a predicted model, not a curated record. Lineage: Eukaryota; Viridiplantae; Streptophyta; Magnoliopsida; Malpighiales; Salicaceae.
UUAUGCCAGAUUGGCUUGCAGAGAUCCAUGAGAAAUAACAAAUGAAAAGGCCUUUUGCUAAAUAAAAUUGAUUCUGAACUAAGUAAGAAAGACAAGAGGAAAAACCCUACCCUCCUGCACUCCCUUUCCAAUUUCUGGACUUUUCUAUAGCAGACACUCUCUUUUAUGCCAUACCCCGCUUUUAAAUAUCAUAUAGCUGUUUAUCCCUUUCCAGCCUUUAUAUUUCCUUUUUAAUUAUCCCCUAUAUGCAUCUCCUUCGUUCUCUCUCUCUCUCCCCUAUAAUUGCUAGCUUUGACAUAAAUAGAAGGAGAAAGAGAAGCUAGCUAACAUCAUACUCGAAGAAACACAAAAGAAGAAGUAUGGGGAGGGCUCCUUGCUGCGACAAAGCCAACGUCAAGAAAGGCCCAUGGUCACCUGAAGAAGAUGCGAAGCUCAAGUCAUAUAUAGAGCAGCAUGGCACUGGUGGUAACUGGAUUGCUUUGCCUCAAAAAAUUGACAUCGGUGUUGUUUCUGAAUCAGGUCUUAAGAGAUGCGGCAAGAGCUGCCGCCUUAGAUGGUUAAAUUAUCUUCGCCCGAAUAUUAAGCACGGAGGCUUCUCUGAAGAAGAAGAUAACAUAAUUUGCAGCCUUUACAUUAGUAUCGGAAGCAGAUGGUCCAUAAUUGCAGCACAAUUGCCAGGAAGAACCGAUAAUGAUAUAAAGAACUACUGGAACACAAGGCUGAAGAAGAAGCUUCUUGGCAAGCAGCGAAAAGAGCAACAGGCUCGCAGAAGUAGUGGCCUAAAGCAAGAAAUGAAGAGAGGAAAUGGAAAUCCCGUGGUUCCAGCUGAUAACAAUAACCAAAACCCUUAUUGGCCAGAGCUGCCCAUACUCGCUCCCAUACCAUACUCUAACCAUGAACCGCAUUUCAAUGACCAUGCCUCUAUCAGGAAAUUACUUAUCAAGCUUGGAGGAAAAUUUUCUGAUGAUGAUCAAGUGAAUCACAAUGCGAUGAAUCCCCAAUUCCCAGCUGAUGUAUCCUAUACCCAACAGCUCUAUGAUGAUCAGUCCAUCAAUGUCUCCUCUUCUGCUCCGAUGGAGGAGACCUUGGAUGAUACUGAUGCUCAGUUUGCACAAACACAGUACGACAUAGAUGGGGCUGCAGGUUUGCAAAUGUUGCAAGGACAAAGCAGUUUUCCUGCGGGGCUUGAGCAAAUGGUUAGCAGCAACCCGCCAAGACUGGACGGGCUGGAGUUUCUGUUAGGUGAUGAUAUGGUCAAUAACAGAAUUAGGACUGCUUAUGGCACUGAAAGCAUGAUUGAUUGCGGUGAGAUGACCUCUCUGAUUUUUCCUCCUGGUGCAUCAAAUUGUGAAGGGAUCAUACAACAAAGGUUGCUGCAAGAAUGUGCCUUUGAUGAGCCGAGGUACCCUGGGCCGCUAUAAUGUACAUGUAUGUUUGGUAUACUUAGAUUUGUUGCAAUAUUAGGAAAGUGGUGUUGGAUCUUAUCUUAUUGAACUUAUUUUGUGACAUGGUUUGCCUUCGAUUUAUAUUGACAGAGGUUUUAUAUAUAUAUAUAUGCUGCAUUCUAUUUGUUGAUCAAA